Molecule: messenger RNA, 3001 nt
Organism: Hylaeus anthracinus
Lineage: Eukaryota; Metazoa; Arthropoda; Insecta; Hymenoptera; Colletidae
Exons: 1
Coding region: 284-1648 (454 amino acids)
Source: RefSeq, a predicted model, not a curated record
UUAAACUAUACAACAAGAACCACUGUCAUUCCAGCCAAUAUUUGCAAACACAAAACGUCUCUUCGUCAGACAAAAACUGAAACUACAAAAUCAGUAAUAAAUAUUCUAAGCAUCGUAACGGAAUCGAUAAAACUUUCGUUUAAUUCGACGCGUACAACACUACGCUGUAAAUACUGAAAGGAACCGAGUCACCAAACCCUUCGUUUAAUAAAUACUUAACGAAUUAUAGUGGGAAGAAAGCGGAAUCUGCGAUGAGCACGGCAAGGUAGAAAUAAAGAAAAAAAUGAUCGAGCAAACGAAACCCAAGAAAUCCGUACUUCAAACAAAGCAUGGAACAACGAACUUGCGAUCCCUCAAGACAAACAACAACCGAGGACACAAAUCAUUCGAUGCGACAAUCCAAAAUCAUUCAGCCACGAAAUUUCCAUCGGAAAACACGAACAUCCCUGAUCAUUCGUUGUAUAAUUACACGCCUUAUAAUUGCCUUUCGAAAAGCUUGGCGCUUCGAAAAAGCGCGAAUUUCAGCUCCACAUCGGCUUGGGACAUCAACGGAAACCUCAGAAACAACGUGGAUCGUCCAUUGUUCCCCAAAAGCUUGAAGAAGAGUUGCUCUCAGCUGAACCAAUCAAACGCGAUCCUUCCGUCGAUCAGUUCGUACUUGAACAGAGCGAGAUGCUGCAGGAGUUCGAAAUCGAGCGAAGUUCAAGCAUGCACAACCGAUGAAGCUCGCAGAAAGCUCGAUAGCGUUCAGUUCUUCGCCAUUAACCUCCCAGAAGCCUCCCAUGGCGUGUUCGAUCAACGAUACAUAACAAAUUGCCCGAUCAAGUGUCGAUUGCAUAGCGUUGGUAACUCGGGUUUGAAUGCGUUGCGUUCAAACAACUUGUAUUCUGUCGACCACAGUGGUUGGAACUCUGUGGAGGAAUUAGGUUUGAGGAUGAACGAAGUUUUCAACGUGACGAACGAAAAUUGCAACGGGAAUUGCGUCAGCUAUGAUCCCAGAACCAUUUACAGAAACCAGCAGCAUAUUCCCACAGGAAACAACAUCGAUACGUCCAGACUAACUAAUCUUCAAACCCUGAGCGAUUCUAACCGGCAGUUUGUCAACUGCAUUUCAUGCGCGAAUUGUUAUCGAUGCUUGGGGGUUAAUGGAACGAAGCAGAGCAGAACUCCUGUUCCAUUUUCUGAUCAGUGCAAUGGUUUGACGGUUGGCCCUGGGAUUCGUCAGCAAGCGAGUUAUGGACCCUUCCCUCAGCAGCUUCUUCAGAAUGGUCUGAAACCGGGCGUCAUGAGUCAACAGUUAGAUAGUUGUUACGCUGAGCCUUCGAGCAAUCAACAACCCUGCGUGGAAACAUGGCGGAUUCCUGGAUACCGCAAUGGGAGUCUAAGAAACUCCAAUUAUUUGAGCAAUCAGGCCACCGAUAGUUCUCAGAAGGUGCAAGGUGCCUCUUACGAGGAUCGAGUUGAUCAUUGGUCGCGUUUGAACCCUUCCCUUCCUUAUGAGAAUCUUUUGAGAGCAAUGACCUAUCCCAAUGGUGUCUUCGUGGAGAAUGGACAACAACUUGAACAAAAUGCUCAGGAUGGUGCCAAGAGUUUCAUGAGGCCAAUCUUGAAAGGCUCCAAUAAUGCUAAUAUCAAAGUGAAUUAUUGAUCUGUGCGGAAAGUUGCUUUUAUCCUCGUGUAUGAAUCGCUGGGUGGCAUUACAUAAGACUGAGUCGAAGGAAGAGAAUCGGUUGGUUGUUUCUCGUCUUGCGAUAAGUUGAGCUCAUGCGAAUAAUCAACGGAAAUAUCGCGACCUCACUGGCUGUGCUUAUCUUUGUAAACAAGUCGAUUGAGGAACGACAGAAAUCUUUUUGAUGGAAAUUUGCUUAAUAUUGAGUUAAUAUUGAGGAGGUGGUUACAAAAGAUUUUGCUAAUCAGAAUUUGAAAGCUUGAAACGAUUAGUGAUAGACUGUCUUUCAUAAUCAGUAUUCUGCAUCUUGUGACAGAUUAUUCUUUGAGUAUACAGGGUAAGAAACUUAGGGCUGACCGUUUGGAAGAACUUAUUUGCUUUUGAUGAGUGUAAAAUAUAUUUCGAAGUAAUUUUGGAUUAGUAGUUUUUUUUACAUGUGGAAGUGGAAAUAUAAAGGAUAUAUGAAGGUCGAUAGUAAAUGCGAUAAAAAACUCUUUAUAAAAAGACUCCAUUUACUCCUUCGUGCUCGUGAUAUCAUUUUAUCAAUCUACUUUAUUAUUAUUACAUCAACUGUGUUUUACUUUUAAAGAUUGUGAUUCAAGAUUAGUACAGUACUUGAGAUCAUGUUCAGUACGAUUUUUCAGCAUAAUAAUAAAACAAUUUUUUUCUACUAAAUUUAAUUAAAAUUUUUCUAUUUAAUUUAAAAAUUUCAUUGAAUUUAGAUGUGAUCACUGUUAGAAAAAAGGAAGUUGACUUUUGUUGUUUCCAUAAACCGAAAGCAAAUAAAUUUUUCACUUCGUUAGGCUUAGAUGUCACACUCGGCAUAUUUAUCAUAAUUUCUAAACAUUUAGUUUAAGUAUAGAGAAUAAAUGGUAGUUACUAAUAAUCGCGUUACUAAAACGAGACACCUUUCACAAGUCUUGUGUAAACCAAAGUUCCUAAUAAUUAUUAGUAAUAAUUUUGUAGGAUAAAGUAAUAUUUUAUUUUACACCAAAGAUCAAUAGAGUGUAUUAAUUAGAUAAUUGUGUAAUCGUUUUCGGCUAUUGUUGCAAUCGUAUUAAUCCAUUUGUGGAUUGAACUUUAUAUAAUUUUAUUUUAUUUCUUACCGUAUUUGCAAGAUCGUUUUCAGUUUCCUUUUUCUGAAUCCCCUAGGUUUCGGCUCUUUAUGAUAAUAUUAUAAACCGGCAUGUAGACUUUUUAAUAUCUCGCUUAUUAUUGCAUGUUACUAUAUUAAUCGAAUAAUUUAUACCAUCGUGACGAAUAUUAGCCAAAAUAACAUAGAAUAUUAAAGCUUCGACGAAGUUAAAAUUUAUUACAAACACUGACAACAAG